Messenger RNA from Helianthus annuus (common sunflower), 1468 nucleotides. Its product is annotated as 26S proteasome regulatory subunit 6A homolog. The record is from RefSeq and is a predicted model, not a curated record. Gene Ontology annotation, biological process: proteasome-mediated ubiquitin-dependent protein catabolic process. Gene Ontology annotation, cellular component: proteasome regulatory particle, base subcomplex. Gene Ontology annotation, molecular function: proteasome-activating activity; ATP hydrolysis activity; ATP binding. Bases 65 to 1336 code for a protein of 423 amino acids. The transcript is spliced from 10 exons. Lineage: Eukaryota; Viridiplantae; Streptophyta; Magnoliopsida; Asterales; Asteraceae.
AUAUGUGAAUGUUGGAGAGCCCGAAACAAAACCUUUCUUCUUUCUUUCUCCUCAAGACUUCUUGAUGGCGACGGCGAUGGCGGAAGACGCAAGCUUUGAGGACGAUCAGCUGGCGGCCAUGACCACCGAAGAUAUCCAGAGGGCUUCUCGCCUUCUCGAUAACGAGAUUCGAAUCCUCAAGGAAGAAUUACAGCGAACGAAUCUUGAAUUGGAUUCGUUUAAGGACAAAAUUAAGGAGAAUCAGGAGAAGAUUAAACUUAACAAGCAACUUCCUUACUUGGUUGGAAACAUCGUUGAGAUACUGGAAAUGAACCCAGAGGAUGAAGCUGAGGAAGAUGGUGCAAAUAUUGAUCUUGACUCUCAAAGGAAGGGUAAAUGCGUUGUGCUUAAAACAUCUACUCGUCAGACUAUCUUCCUGCCAGUGGUGGGUCUUGUUGAUCCUGAUAAGCUGAAGCCUGGUGAUCUGGUGGGUGUGAAUAAAGAUAGUUACUUGAUUUUGGAUACACUGCCGUCGGAGUAUGAUUCUCGAGUCAAGGCUAUGGAGGUUGAUGAAAAACCAACUGAAGACUACAAUGACAUUGGAGGUCUUGAAAAACAGAUACAAGAGCUAGUUGAGGCUAUAGUACUGCCGAUGACACACAAAGAGCGUUUCCAAAAGUUAGGUAUUCGUCCACCAAAAGGAGUGCUUUUGUAUGGACCUCCUGGAACCGGGAAGACAUUAAUGGCCCGUGCUUGUGCUGCUCAAACAAAUGCUACUUUUCUUAAGCUAGCAGGACCUCAGCUCGUUCAGAUGUUCAUUGGUGAUGGAGCAAAACUCGUUCGUGAUGCGUUUCAACUUGCUAAAGAGAAAUCUCCUUGCAUUAUUUUUAUUGAUGAAAUUGAUGCUAUUGGGACAAAGAGGUUUGAUAGUGAAGUUAGCGGGGACAGAGAAGUCCAACGAACUAUGUUGGAACUACUUAACCAAUUGGAUGGUUUCAGCAGUGAUGCGGAGAUUAAGGUGAUAGCAGCAACAAAUCGGGCAGAUAUUUUAGACCCGGCACUGAUGCGUUCUGGUCGGUUAGAUCGUAAAAUUGAGUUCCCUCAUCCCACUGAGGAAGCAAGGGCCCGGAUCAUGCAGAUCCACUCUCGGAAGAUGAACGUUCACCCAGAUGUCAACUUUGAAGAGCUGGCGCGUUCUACAGACGAUUUCAAUGGAGCCCAACUGAAAGCAGUUUGUGUAGAAGCUGGUAUGCUAGCUCUUCGCCGUGACGCGACUGAGGUGAAUCAUGAAGACUUCAAUGAGGGGAUCAUCCAAGUGCAGGCCAAGAAGAAAGCAAGCUUAAAUUAUUAUGCUUAGGCCACAGUUUGGUUAUUGUAAACUUGGUAUACUUUGUAUGUUUGCUGCUUUAUGCAUAAACUGCAGGAAAGAUAAAAGAAAUGGUAACAAGGCUACUUAUUUCUAUACACUUGGUGAGGAAGGUUCCUGCAA